CAACUGCCGAUUUGAAUUCAACUCGCCCUCCAGCGGGCACCCGGGUUCGAAACCCAUGAAUCAAAAUUUGUUUCUGGGAUUGAGGGAGUUCCUCGGCAGAGUGACUCAAUCACAACCUCACCUCGAAUUGGUGCUGAAUCUUAACAAGUUACACAACUUGCAACAGGUGACAUCAUUUGACUCCGAUCCUCCUUUGGUUGUUGAACGUUUGGAGUUGGGGACGGUUGUUCCGAAAACAUUUGAUGUGAAGAAGGGAGGUGGUGCUCUUCUUGAUGGCCUUUUCCGAGUUUGUCACCCUACAUUUCUGUUGGUGACCCGACGUAAUAAUGAACCCUUAUUUUUCUGCAUUUGCGAGCAGCUUCUGAAGAGAGACGAUUUUGGCAGUUGUUGUAAUGAUUUCAAAUGUUGGCGCCAUCAACUGAAGAGUGUGAAAAUAAAUAGCGAUAUUGAUGAUGAG
Messenger RNA from Linum tenue, 457 nucleotides. The record is from the annotation of a GenBank genome assembly. Lineage: Eukaryota; Viridiplantae; Streptophyta; Magnoliopsida; Malpighiales; Linaceae.